Messenger RNA from Cimex lectularius (bed bug), 2980 nucleotides. RefSeq names its product scaffold attachment factor B2 (gene Saf-B). The record is from RefSeq and is a predicted model, not a curated record. Gene Ontology annotation, cellular component: nucleus. The coding region runs from base 522 to 2966 and encodes 814 amino acids. The transcript has 18 exons. NCBI's taxonomy places the organism in Eukaryota, Metazoa, Arthropoda, Insecta, Hemiptera, Cimicidae. Gene Ontology annotation, biological process: regulation of transcription by RNA polymerase II; regulation of mRNA processing. Gene Ontology annotation, molecular function: sequence-specific DNA binding; RNA binding.
ACUAAAGGAAAAAAUUUUAUGUAAAAGGAAUCGGUUUCCAGCGUGAAAACGUUUCAAAUUAUUAAUAUUUUAUAAUGUCGCAAAUCGCGUCCGAAUUGUAAUGAUUAAAACCGGUUCGUACAUCAAAGUCUGAACGUUAAGUGAGCAUUGGUAUUUGCAUAGUCGCUUUUCGUGUGUACUGCAGUGUUUUUUGGACGAGGUUAGGAAUAACGCAGUUUAUUAUACGGCAGUGUUUAGUGUAUUGAUAUCCGUUAUUGUUAAGUCUACAUAAACGUUUUCUUAUAUAUUCUCGACUUGUUCGAUUUUAUGCGUUUUUGAAUCGAACAUUAAUUUUUAAAAUAUUGUAUAACAUCUGAGCCCGUGAUUUCGGUUUCCUUUAAAGUGGAGAAGAAAUAAAAAGCCGCCGGCCUAGCUUUUUCGAUAGGCUGUAUUACUCGAUAAAUGCUUUUAUCCCUCGGGGGCAGAGUUUUCAAAUUGGAGGAGGUAAAUUUUCCGUUUCGUCCGUGAGUUUACCGUCUGCGAUGUCGGAGGUAGAUACGAAGAAAUUAUGUGAACUUCGUGUUGUCGAUCUUAAAGCCGAGUUGGAAAAAAGAGAUUUGGAUACGACCGGUGUCAAAGCUGUCCUGGUUAAAAAGUUGAAGGAGGCUAUGUCAGGAGAAGGCCUUGACCCAGAGACCUAUGCGUUUACCGUCGAUUCCAAGGGUUCACCCGUCAAGACGAAAAAAAAAGAAGAAAAUAUUACAGAAGAAGAGACUAAUAAAGAUACUUCCAGUGAGAAACUUUCGGAAUUAGACAAAACCAAUUCAGAAGAUGCAAGCAAACAGAAAGAGGUAGCUGUAAUUAAAACAGAUAAUGUUGAUGUUGCAGACGCGCAAUUGGAGGAAGUUAAACCAUGCGAUACAAAUAAGCAAGAAGAGCUUUUGAAAGAUGAUAAGCCUUCUACAAAAAUUCGUGAAGAUCCAAUUAAAGAAGAACUCGAAAAAGAAGAAUUGGUUUAUGACGAUUUGAAAGAUGAAGAUAAAGUAGAAGACAAGGAUGAAUAUUGUGAAGAAGAAGCAGAUGAGGCUUCAAAACCUGGGCAAGCUACAAGUGAAAAAGAUCCUGAAGAAGAAGAAAAGCUUGAGUUGCAGGAAAAGAACGAUGUAAAUGGUAUGGACACAGAGGAUUCAAUUCAUUUGACUAUAGGAGAAGAUGAAGAGAAAUUGAUGGCUGGAGAGGAUGAUGUCGUAGAUAAGAAGAAAGAAAUGAAAGACUGUGGGAGAAGUGGAAAUAAGAAACAAGAGUCUCGAAAGGAUGCAAGGAAUGUUAGUCCAGAGAAAUCAUCAGAUGAAAAAGCUAAAAAGAGUACUCAUAGAAAUUUAUGGGUUAGCGGUUUAUCAUCAGUUACAAGGGCGACAGAUUUGAAACACGUCUUCUCAAAAGUUGGCAAGGUUGUCGCAGCUAAAGUUGUGACAAAUGCCAAGACUCCAGGGGCAAGAUGUUACGGUUUUGUCACAAUGGCAACGACUGAAGAUGCUCAAUCAGCAAUCCGUGAUCUCAACUGUACGGAACUUCACGGUCGACUCAUUUCAGUGGAAGCUGUUGCAAAUAAGCCCAAAAAUGCUGGUACUAAGAAACCUGAAGAAAAGUCAUUGACAGCGCCUUCACCAAGGAGGUCAGAAGAAAGAAAACGUAAAAAAGAAGAUAGCGCGAUCCCCUCGGGUACUGAAGAUCAAGGAAGAGAGAAUGGAGGCACAGAAGAAAAAACUGAAAGCAUCGGAGGUGGAAGGACAAGUUCUGUUGGAGAAACCGGUGCCUGUACUACUUCAGAAGGAAGGAGGAGCACCGAAAGGAGACGAAGCACAGAUAGGAGACACACUUCUUCUAGGGACCGGCAUAGAGCACCUAGGCAUCAUUCCGGAAGUGAAUCUGGCAUACUUUCUUUCUCACAAAUCAAGGAGGAAAGGGAAAGGCAAAGACUCCGGGAAAAAGAAAGAGCCCUUAGGGAAGAAGAUCGAAGAAGAAGAGAAGAGAGGGAGAGACAUCGGAUCAUAGAGAAAAAGCAACGAGAUGAGGCACUCAGGCUUGAGAGGGAGCGUGAAAAAAUUCGUAUUGAAAUGGCUCGCUUGGAAAAGGAAAGAGCUGAACUUCUUAGAAUGGAAAGAGAUCGAUUACAGCGAGAAAAAGAAGAUCUUAAAAGGCAACAAUUAAACUAUUUUAGAUUAGAGGAGGAGCGAAGAAGUAAAAGAACUCUCAGCAGUUCUCGAGAUUCUUAUGAAGAUCGAAAAAGGCAAGCUACUGAAAGGCGCUAUGAAAGCGCGCAUGGACCUUCAAGGGAUUACAAGAAAGAAAGUGCAAGGAGAGAUGAUGGUAUAUCACCACCCUCAGGCAGAGUGAGAUAUGGAGACAGCCCUCCAGCCUCAUCAAGUAGAACUUCAAGAAGAGAAGAGACUUCAAGGAUGAAAGAUUCAAUGCGUUAUUCAGAUAGGCCAACGGGAACGAGUAGUUCAAGCUACCGAAGUAGAGAUGAGCGUGACAGGAGAGAAGAGGGUUCUCAUAGAAAAUCAGAAUCCUCCCGAAUGUCUCACAGAGACCGUUAUGAUCCUACCACAAAAAGCGUUCACAGAUAUGGAGUUGAAUCAUGGGCUGGAAGUUCCAGCGCUAACAACAAAGAAUUUUCAUCUGUAGUUACUGGUGGGUCUGGUAGAGAGCCUCCUCCACCUGCCUGGAAUGGCAUGCCGGGUGAUAGAAAAGCACCUCCCGACAUGAAUCCCUGGGCCCGAGCUCCUCCUGAAAGGUGGGCAAGUAGCGGCAGCGGUGGCAGUAGUUCAAUGGUUGGAAGUGGAGGUGGGAGUAGAGGAGUUUACCCACCACCCAUGGUUUCAAACAUGCCAAUGCAAAUGAGUGGAGGACCAUUGAGCUACCAAACUUCUGGUGAUAGAUUUGAUGCUUAUAAGCCAAUAAAUUCAAUGAGUAGAAAAUAUUAAUAUUUUUAACUUUA